Molecule: messenger RNA, 3156 nt
Organism: Amoebophrya sp. A120
Lineage: Eukaryota; Dinophyceae; Syndiniales; Amoebophryaceae
Source: the annotation of a GenBank genome assembly
CAACCGCUGUUGCCGCGAAGAAAAACACUUCAACGCGACGGUAGAACGCGUCGUGUUCGAUUUUUUUUUGCAGAACGCACAGAAAAUCUUCGAGAAAGGAGAGAUGAAGUACUUAGAUCUUUCACAUGGACGAGAAUCAUGGCUCGGUCGCUUUUUUUGGACUUUCUUCUUGCACGAAAGAAAAAAUCUCUGGUACUAAAUCAGCCAACUACGAGAGAAUGAGACUAGGGGCUAGUUCUACUGCUAUUGGCUUAUUUUUUGUUCAAGGAGCUAAAGCACACGAAAUCACUUGCCGUACUAAAGAAAACAAUACCACAGAAGCAGGAACCCGCACUCCAAGUUGUACAGCCUACCUAGUAACGCGAAAAGCAACUACCCCGAUAAUUAUCGCCUCCCCAGAGCAGUAUUCAUAGACUAGUAGUCACUAUUCGGUAGUAGAGUUCUACUUCUUGAAACUGCCUAAAAACUUAGCACCUUAAACGACUCAACUCUCCGUACUAGAAGUAAUAGAGCGGAAAAUAAAUCAACCAGAAGAACGUGUACCAUAUAACCUCUCCCAUUCCUACCGACCGACGGACUAACACUUACUUCAUCCAUUCUAGGAGGUUUCAUCAUCUUUUCAUCUCUGGAAACAACGACCAACGUGAAACAACCAAAUUUGAAAUUUCUGAUUUAGUUGUGUAGGUGGACAAGGACAGUACUGUACAAGCACGACCUCUACGGUGUCAACGUUGUAACAAGGCAAAACAAAAAAGAAGUACACGUGUAGUACUGUUUGAACAAACCCCAACACAAAUCAUGAAGCCGGAACCCAAUGUCACCGUGCCGGAAGGCGAUGCCAAGAAGGUACAGGGAAUUCAAUUUUCAUGUAUCUUAGUCUGCAGUGCACCUGCGCAUGAGAAACUUGUUUUGUCAUGCAAGGAAUGGGAAUCCGAAUCCGAAUCGCAACACAAAAAAAAUAAAUACCCCAGGGCGCCAAGAUCUUCAAGUCUAAGUGCGCACAGUGCCAUAUGGAUGUGUCAGGAUCGAAAUCGUCAAAGUUGAAAUAAAUUUGUAAUGCAUAAAAUGCAUGACCCGCGGCACGUGUGUUGCGGAGCAGGUAAGUGAGGCCGAUUAUAUGCCUGCUUGGGGUUACACUUACAGCUCGAGCUGCUAGAGUAGCAUGAGAAAAUCACUCUUCUUUGCCUCAACAGCAUGACAAACUGGAUUUAGGGACCGCCGAAAUUUGUCAUGCGCCAUUUAGAAUCUGGUUUCCAACUGGCAUCCAUUUUAUGCAUGACAAAUUAUUUCAACUUUGUCGAUUUCAACUCUGACACAUCCAUAUGCCACACCGUAGAAGCAGGUGGUCAGUCCAAGUCCGGCCCAAAUCUGAACAAGAUAUCCUGUGCAAAAGUAUCGUGCUCGUAUAAAUGCAAGUCUUGCAUUACAAAUCUUUUUGUUAAGGUGAAUCCGCAUUACAAAUUUUAUCUCUCAUGCUGAGGAAAUUUGUAAUGCAUUUAUACGAGUGCGAUACUUUUGCAGUUCAUACAAGAUCUUCAGCCGCAAGAGCGGAAGCACCGCGGGAUACCAGUAUACAGAUUUUUGUCAUGGAUAGCAGCAAGUACAAGCCCAACUAUGGAGGUCGUACUGACUUGAACUUGAAUUUGUUUCGCGUGGAAAAACAAAAAACGAAUAUGUCGUGCAUAUAAAUAUAAACCAAUCAAAAUUCAAAGGUAUUCCGAGGCCAAUAUGGAGGCAGAGAUUAUGUGGAGCCCGGCACACAUGGACCAGUUUCUGGUCAACCCCAAGGCCUACAUUCCAGGAACGAAGAUGGUAUAAAUGGCAUGAUUUUUUGUCAUGCAUAGACACGUAAUGCUAAUGUUGAAAUUGCUUUCUCAUGCACGCGUACUGAUGAACAACUUUUGUGAAGAAGAAUGAAAGGAAUUAAACUUGUGAUGCAAAAAACGCAACACGUGACCACCAGGUCUUCGCCGGUAUGAAGAAGGAGAAGGAGCGUGCGGACUGCAUUGCCUACAUGCAACAGGCCACCGCGUAAGUAGUUGUGUGGUACCGUUGCUGUUUCGCAUGACAGACACAGACUACACGACAUAGUAGAAAUAGAAUCGGGAUCCCGCACAACCACGACUACCUUUUGUAAACCACGACUCUGAUCCGAUUUUGACGACUUCUAUACUGAAUUUUUUAAUCCUGCUCCUGCUUUGAGAUUAUCAAGGGCAAGAAGCACCUGCAUGGGUAGACGAAGCAAGUAAAAUAGUUUGAGUCGAAACGAAAUCUUCCCAUCAGAUGAGAUGAAUGUCAGCGACAUUGAAAUUAUUUUCCAUAGGACUUGCACCAGAAAAACUAAAACACGCUGCUGAUGAUGCGCUGUCCUACUACAUCACAAACAAAUCCCAAGACCGCCGCAUUGGGCAUUGAAAAUCUGCUACAGCGGUUCUUGAGAGGACUCAACUAGCGACUCGCGUGCCUUAAAGAAGUACUACCUCACGAAGAAACAGCAAGAGUCGUUUACUUUGAUUUGCUUCUAAAACUCGUCCCGAGUAAGUAAAAAAUGUCAGACAGAUAGAUCCUAUACUCUUUGGUACAAAUCAUCAGAAUCUGAAUCAGUUUAUCACGAUGUUUUUAUCACACCGUAAAUCAGAGUCAGUUUAUCACAAAGCAAAUGCAACUCCUUAAUAUUAAUUGGGCGUAGAGAAUAGAGGAGGUUGUAGCAGUUUUUAGCAAUGGUUUAUCGUAGUAAUACCUUGUUUCCUGUAUUGAGAUUUAGAUGUCAACAAAAAUUGAGCAAUCUCUAUAGUCAUGUGUAAAGCAUUGUAACAGCGAUCAAAAAUGCACAGAUAGGACUACAAACGGCAAGAAACGACUCGGGUCCGCUUCACAAAAUCAAUUUUUGUGCCGUGGGUUUCGAUGAGAUUCUUUGGGAUGAUGUUGAAGAACUGCUGUUGUUGUACAUAAAAAUCCUAUACAAACACAUGUUGACAUACUAAAAUCAGAACCUCUUCGCGAGGUGGAUUGCAGCUUGGCACAGCUGGUGCGCAAUGAAAUUCUGUAUGAGUGUUCUGGCUGUUCAAGUAAUAGACCCAGUUGCCUGCAUCUGGGUAAAUAGGAGGACGAUCUUGGGGUUUGUCGGUGGUUCCCGAUAAAUUUUGCACGUCGAUG